Messenger RNA from Penicillium griseofulvum, 939 nucleotides. RefSeq lists its product as uncharacterized. The coding region runs from base 1 to 939 and encodes 312 amino acids. NCBI's taxonomy places the organism in Eukaryota, Fungi, Ascomycota, Eurotiomycetes, Eurotiales, Aspergillaceae. The transcript is spliced from 2 exons. The record is from RefSeq and is a predicted model, not a curated record.
AUGGAGACCGAAGAGACCGAAGGGCUCCCAGGUCCACCUGUUGCCUCACCUAUUAUCGAGGCAGCGCCGACUACUGAAGAGAUUGAAAAGCACCCAGUCCCCUGUCCUGCCUCGCCUGCCAUCGAGCCGAUAUCGCUGUCUCAACCUAGCCUAGAAUCAUUGGAAGAACCAAGUCGCCAGAACGAGACGCUAGAUAGACAGCCUGCCAAUGUGCUACCCCCACAGCAGUCUCACUACCCUGUGAUGAAAGAAGCACUAAAAGUACUUCUUGAAAACACUGUAUCGGUCGUGGAGUACGGGACCCAGGUGCUAUACCGAUGUGGAUAUGCAGAGCCUCUGCUUCUUGUAGAGUGGGUUGUUCCCAAUUCACAGUUGUUGCUGGCUUCACAGCUAUUGCUCGAAAACAACUGGCCCCGCCUUCUCUACUACGAGAGAGAUUGGAAAUACCCCGAAUCCUGGGAAGCUCAAUGCCUGAUGCACGACCUUGAUGGCCAGGGUGGGAUGCGUGUCCAUCUUAUCCCUUUGUCACUGGUUGGGUUCACUCUUGAGGACACCGUCGAGGUUCCUUCGAGUUUUGCCCACGAGUUCAAGCUCCUCACACCCACACCUCCUCAUUACAUGUCUUCCUUGAUACGUCAUCUCCUGCAACUCCCUGUUGGACACAUUAGCAGAAUUCGGGUCGAGAAAGACCUUAUGGGCUUUAUCUCUGCUUACAUCCUCAAAGAUGAACCGGUUGAUAUGACUACUUUGAUCCAUCGUAAGAACCCGGAGAGCGAGGAGGACUACCAGAAAAGAGUUGAAAAAGGGAUCCAGUUCAUGAAGACAUGGGACUGGAGCAAGAUUGAAGAAAGAUACAUUACCAUGGCUGAAUGUGCAGUCCAAGAUUGCCGCUAUAUUGAUACGCUGACGGACGUCAACAGUGGGAACCGCAUGUUCUGA